CGGCCAUUGAUGCUAUUGUGCUUGAUGCUAUUGUGCCAGGGAAAUUUUUUGAUCGAAUCUUUUUAAUCAUAUUUGAAAAUACUGACUAUGUAAAAGCAAUACAACAACCUUAUUUGCAAGACUUGAUGAAUCGUUCAAAUGGGCUUCUGCUUUCUAAUUAUUACGCAAUUACGCAUCCGUCACUCCCCAACUACAUUGCAACGGUUUUUGGAUCAACUGCUGGCGUUACUGACGAUAAUGCCUACAAUAUUUCUGGUGCGAAUAUAGUUGACCUUCUUGAGGCUAAAAGAAUCACUUGGAAAGCUUAUAUGGAAAAUUACCCCAGUAACAGUUUCACAGGUGAUUUUGCUCCUCCAGGCACAGUUCUUUAUGCAAGAAAACAUAAUCCUUUCAUUUCAAUGGUAGACAUAAGUUCUGAUCCCUCUCGUUGUGAAAAAAUUGUUCCUGACUCCCAACUUGAUGUGGAUAUAAACGCAAAUCGAGUACCUCAAUUUGCCUAUUAUGUUCCAAAUGAAAAUAAUGAUGGUCAUGAUACUGGUAUAGAAUUUGCGAUGAAUUGGUUUCAAAGUUGGUUUGAGCCAAAACUUCAGAAUCCAGCCUUUACAACAAAUACAUUGUUUUUCAUCACUUUUGAUGAAGACGCAUAUGGCGGUAACAAUCAUAUUUUCACCGGUCUUUUCGGCUGUCCCGUCCAACCCCCAGAUAAUCAUCUCGAUGAUACCUCAUACAAUCAUUACUCAUUCUUGAGUACUGUAGAGGAAAAUUGGAAUUUAGGAAAUUUAGGCAGAAAUGAUGUUGAUGCAACGCCAUUUAUUAAAUAUCUGCAACAUCCUUAA
Messenger RNA from Dentiscutata heterogama, 836 nucleotides. The record is from the annotation of a GenBank genome assembly. NCBI's taxonomy places the organism in Eukaryota, Fungi, Glomeromycota, Glomeromycetes, Diversisporales, Gigasporaceae.